UUAAAUCCAAGAUGGCGGCGCCCAUGGCGAAGUCGUGAUUCCAGGAAACAGGUCAUUUACAGCUAAUUUGAAAUCGGAGUAUGCCAUUUAUAACAUGGACUAUUGGAUUUAUGUCAAUACAACUAUAACUCGGAAAUAAAGGACCUGCAAAUAAAACAGUGCAGAACCAUGCAGGUGUCAGUGAGAAGGCUGGCUCUGUAUCCACUGGGUGCUGCCCGGUUGGGCCAAAUCAGGGGGCCUCUCCUGAGCCCGGUGGCCCGCCUCCUCUCCCCCAGCACCCGCACCCUGUUCAGUGAGACGGGAGUGUGGGAGAAGGACUAUAAACCAGAGACCCGACGCAGAGUAGAAGAAUGGUGGCAUCCACGAAUUAUGGCCCAGUGGAACACGGAUGCACUGAAGGAGAGUUCCGAGAAGAAGAAGUUUUACGUCCUCUCCAUGUUUCCGUACCCUUCGGGGCGACUGCACAUGGGCCACGUGCGAGUGUAUACCAUCAGCGACACCAUCGGCCACUUCCAGAGAAUGAGAGGCCAUCAGGUGAUGAAUCCGAUGGGUUGGGAUGCUUUUGGACUUCCAGCAGAAAAUGCAGCCAUCGAGCGAGGCCUUGACCCAGAGGAGUGGACUAAAAGUAAUAUCCAGUCCAUGCGGGAGCAGCUGGAUGGCCUCGGCCUUUGCUUCAACUGGGACCGGGAAAUCACUACUUGCCUUCCAGACUACUACAAGUGGACGCAGUAUCUGUUUGUCAAGCUCUUUGAAGCAGGACUGGCAUAUCAGAAAGAGGCUGUGGUGAACUGGGACCCUGUUGAUCAGACGGUGCUGGCUGAUGAGCAGGUGGAUGAAAAUGGUCGCUCCUGGAGGUCUGGCGCCUUGGUGGAGCAGAAGCUGCUCACACAAUGGUUCAUCAAGACUACAAACUAUGCCAAGUCUCUCCUGGAUGCCCUGGCAGACCUUCCAGAGUGGUAUGGUGUCAAAGCCAUGCAGGCAAACUGGAUUGGACAGUGCACCGGCUGCUUCUUCGAUUUCAAACUCAAGGUGAACGGGGAGGACACGGGGGAGACCCUGUCUGCCUACAGCUCCUCGCCAGACACGGUGUUCGGAGCAGCUUACCUGGCCAUCCUGCCCUCCCACAGACUGCUGCACGGUAGCAGCUCAGUCCGCUCUGCCCUGGAGAAAGCCUUUCAGCCAGGCAGAGACUCCCUUACAGAGGUCACCGCUCACAACCUGUUCACCGGCCACGAGGUUCCCCUGGUCAUCUCACACAAGGAGGCGUUUGAUGGCUAUCUGGAUACCGUGAUCGGUAUCCCAGACUGUAGUGAGGAGGAUCUGUCUGUGGCCAGAGCUCUGAAUCUGAGGUGGAUCACGGUGCUGAAAAGUGACGAAGACGGGACACAAACUCUGAUCAACUCUGAUAAGUUUUCAGGCCUCACCAGAGAGCAGGCAUUUGACUCCAUUACCCAGAAGGCCAGAGAACAGAAGAUCGGCGGCCACCUUACCAGCUCCAAGCUCAGAGACUGGUUAAUAUCAAGACAGCGAUACUGGGGCACACCCAUCCCCGUGGUGCAUUGUGGGUCAUGUGGUCCAGUUGCUGUCCCUGAGCAGGAGUUACCAGUUACGUUACCAAAGCUGCCGUCUCUCAAAGGAAAGGGUGCGUCACCGCUGGAGGCCGCUCAUGACUGGGUCAACUGCGAAUGUCCCAGAUGUAAGGGUCCAGCGAGGAGGGAGACAGACACCAUGGACACAUUUGUGGACUCUGCCUGGUAUUACUUUAGAUACACAGACCCUCAUAACCCUGACAGGCCUUUUGAGCGCCACCUCGCGGAUCACUGGCUGCCUGUGGACGUGUAUAUCGGAGGGAAGGAGCACGCUGUCAUGCACUUGUACUACGCUCGUUUCCUCUGUCACUUCUGCAACGAUCAAGGUCUUGUUGCUCACAGAGAGCCUUUUCAGAAGCUGCUAGUCCAGGGUCUGAUCAAGGGCCAGACUUUCAAACAGGCAGACAGCAACCGGUACCUAAAGAGAGAAGAAAUAGACUUCACAGAUAAGGAGCCAGUUGUGCAUGGAGGUGGUCGUAUCGAGGUGACGUGGGAGAAGAUGAGCAAGUCUAAACACAACGGUCUGGACCCCCAAGAGGUGGUGCAGCAGUACGGCGUGGAUACAGUUCGGCUCUACAUCCUUUACGACGCACCACCUGAACAACACAUCCUCUGGAAUGUCAAGACGGAUGCCCUCCCCGGGGUUCUGCGAUGGCAGUCUCGGCUCUGGCAUCUGGUGACCAAGCUGAGGGGGGCUCGGCUGCUCGGGGAUCUCAGCAGUCCGUCAUGGCUGACAAAGAAAGAGAUGGCAGAGACCAAGAAGAUCUGUGCGAACAAGAACUACGCUAUUCAAGCGGUGACGUCUAACUUCACAGAGGAUUUCCUCUUCAACGCUGCCAUUUCUCGGCUGAUGGGACUCACCAAUACACUGACCAGUACAACGGUCAGGGUGGUGCAGCACAGUGUGGAGUUUGAGGAAGCUCUGGCUGCGCUGGUUCUGAUGACAGCACCCAUGGCCCCUCACCUGGCUUCUGAACUUUGGGCAGGUCUUUGCCAGGUGAAAAACCCCCUCAGCCCCCUCCUCCAGCAGGGAGGAGACGUCCUGCAACAAGUCUGGCCCACUGUGGAUCCCGAGUACCUGGAGGCCCCUGACUUUGUGGAGCUGUCUGUACUGAUUAACAACAAGGCCUGUGGGAAAGUGACCGUGCCUCUGCAGGUGUCCAAAGAUUUGGAGCAAGUGCUGCAGCUCAUCAUGGAGAACCCGUUAGGACAGAAACAUGUUGGCGAGCGCAGCAUCAAGAGAGCCAUACUCUCCCCCAGGGCCGCCCUCAUCAACCUCCUCAUUGAUGAGUGAAGUUUGGGCAUUCACUGCUACAAUAGAGACAAAAGAGGUGGACUUUUAUUUAAAUGAAGACAAAGUGAAGAUCAGUUUCUAUUCACUGUCAUAUCUUCAAUGUGCAUAUGUCUAAAUAUAUUGUAUUUCUACUUUCCAGUUUUUAAUAAAAAAUUUAAGAAGUA
Messenger RNA from Cottoperca gobio, 3047 nucleotides. RefSeq names its product leucyl-tRNA synthetase 2, mitochondrial (gene lars2). Gene Ontology annotation, biological process: mitochondrial translation; leucyl-tRNA aminoacylation. NCBI's taxonomy places the organism in Eukaryota, Metazoa, Chordata, Actinopteri, Perciformes, Bovichtidae. Gene Ontology annotation, molecular function: aminoacyl-tRNA deacylase activity; leucine-tRNA ligase activity; ATP binding. The record is from RefSeq and is a predicted model, not a curated record. The coding region runs from base 169 to 2883 and encodes 904 amino acids. The transcript is spliced from 21 exons. Gene Ontology annotation, cellular component: mitochondrion.